This is a messenger RNA of Glossina fuscipes, 3521 nucleotides long. RefSeq names its product protein gone early (gene goe). The record is from RefSeq and is a predicted model, not a curated record. Gene Ontology annotation, molecular function: metalloendopeptidase activity. Gene Ontology annotation, cellular component: plasma membrane. The transcript is spliced from 14 exons. Gene Ontology annotation, biological process: protein processing. The coding region runs from base 619 to 3204 and encodes 861 amino acids. Lineage: Eukaryota; Metazoa; Arthropoda; Insecta; Diptera; Glossinidae.
CAAUAACAGGAAUUUUCUUAAUUUGCUUAUUAAUUGCAAUUUAAAUCUUUCGCAGAAAUUUUGAAAAUCAUUGUUUCUCCUCUUCCGAAAAGUGUAUAAGAUAUGUGUAAAUAUAUAUGUGAAAGUUUGAAGUUAAAAAUGGGGGAAAAAAAUUCGUAAAAAAUGAAUCAAUUGAAAAGAAAAAAGUGAUGAAUGAAAAAUAAAAAGUUGAAAAUCUUUAUUGUAAGUCAUUUUGCAUGUUAAAUUCUCCGGCCCGAUAUCCUAAAACUAGUGUCUCGCUCAGAAAGUGCACAGAAAGACAUUUUAACUUGAAUUAAAAAUUUUGCAAACUUUUUUUUGUAAUCGACGAAGAAGAAACAAAAAGUGAAAAAUUUAUUAAAUGCCGUUAACUAAAAUUGCUUAUCUUAUUAAAUAAAGCGAAGCCAUUUCACAUUUUUCCCGUUUAAAGUCGAUUAGCUUGUUAGCGGAUUAAUGUAUUAUGAAAUGGAUUAUUAAUUGAAAGCUGUUUCUCUAAAGAAUUUUUAAAAAUUGGUAAGAGUAAAGGAAAUAAAAUUAGAAAUAUGGUGAAAAGUCCAUAGGAACUUCAAAAUUGAAAAACCGUAUUCCUAAGAUAAAGCUAUGACUCUAAAUCAAGGAAAAUUUCGACCCACCAUCAGUGCUAUCGAUGAGGUAGAUGAUCGAAAUUUGAAGCUGGACGAAAAUAAACAACAAAUCGAAGGCAGCGAAACCGCGCCAUUAACUACAAAUCAACUUAAAUUAAAUAUUGAUGAAAAUCUUUCGCGUAAAGAUGGUUUGCAGAGACAAAAUGCUUGCGGUGAUAGCGAGCAGCAGGCAGAAACACCCACCUCUGGAGUAGGUGGUUCAAUAAAUGGUUUUCGAGCUUUCCUACUUCCAGGACGAGCUUCUCUUGAUGCUCUUAUGCGCUUAUCGCGUAAAAGACGUAUUCUUUAUAUAACUACCGCCUGCUUGUGUGCCGUAUUAUUAGUGAUCAUCAUACUGUUGAUUGCGUUUUGGCCUGAAGUGCCGUUUUAUCUCAGGGCUGAGUUGUGUUUAGAAAAGGAAUGUGUUCAGGCCAGUCAGCAGUUGUUGUUAUGGUCCAACAGCAGUAGAAAUCCUUGCCAUCAAACGUACGAAUGGGCCUGCGGUAAUUUUGCCCAAGAUUAUGCAGAUAAUGACUAUUUUGUCAUCAAGCGAGGAGAAUGGGAUUAUAAGACUUAUAAUGAAUUCAAAGAACUAAACGAAUUGAAUCGUUUCAUAUCGAUGCUGCCAACAUCCGCUCCCUCAUAUUCAGUAGAAUCGAUGGUUAGUAGUUUAUAUCGUUCUUGUCGAGAAAUCGAUACACUAGACAAAAGCCAAUCCGACUUGUUGGUGAGGAAAGCCAUCAAAUCAGUAGACGGCUGGCAAGCAUUCCGAGAUUCAAAUCGUUUACAAUAUUGGGAAUAUAAGAAGGCUUUAGUGCAUUUACAAGUUAUUUACGGUAUAUUCCCUUAUUACAAGGUUACCGUAGAAAAUCGCUUCAACAAGCCCCAUGAUUACAUAAUAACAUUGUCGGAGGGCGACAUAGGGUUGCCGGACAAAUAUUUCUACAAUAUCGAUCAAAAUGACGAGAUUGUCAGAGGUUAUAAACUAUUGUUGCGUGACUUUGCCAUAAAUAUGGGCAUUGUUUCACGUGAAGCUGAACUAUUUGCUGAUGAGAUUUUUCACUAUGAAAAGCGUAUAGUAAAUCAUAUUGAUUCUGUUAAAAGUUCUAAUCCAGUCGGUGAAAGGCGCUUGAAUCAAAUUAAAACCUUAGCUGAAAUGAAGACUUUAGCGCCAUCGCUCCCGAUAUUCGAGACAUUACAGGCUUUAUUUCCUCAUACAAAAAUUAAUGAGGAUACCGAAGUUCUGGUACACGAUAUCGAAGUAUUUCACGAACUAUCAACGGUUCUUUCGACUUCCGAUAAAAAACCCAUAAAUAAUUUUAUAAUAUGGUCUUUGGCACGACAUUUACUACCUCAUCUGUCCAAGGAGUACAGAAAUCUGGUAGAGAAUUUCGAUUAUACCGUAUAUGGACGCACCGCUAAUCAUCCACGAUGGAUGAUUUGUACAAAAGUUGUUAAAGAAUGGUUACCGUUCGCAGUGGACGCCCUGCAACAAAGUAAAGAAAUGCAAACGGUUUUCAGAUUGUUGCCGCUUUAUAUAAAAGAAACUAUGCGAAAUAAUAAAAGUUGGGGCAACGAUGGGUUUCUUAAGCUGGUUUAUUACAGUGUAAGAAACCAAUUACAACAAUCGAUAGAAGAGGCUCAGUGGAUACAUAAAGAUUUGGGAGAUUACAUAAAUGAUAAGUUAACUACUAUGCGCUUGCAAAUUGGAAUACCUGAAGAGGCUUUGAACAAUCGUAGCUAUAUACAGGAUUACUAUAAUGAAUUGCUUUUGAAUAAUUUAUUUUUUGUGGAGCAUUUGGAGUCCAUAUGGAGUUUUCGUAAAGCACGCAUGGAAGAGAAACUAAAGCCUUUAGAUAUUGUUGAUACAAUUAUUUCUGAAAUGUAUACCCAGGAUUAUCCACGUUCAGUAGCUUAUUCGCAAAUGUUAAACAUGAUGGUUAUAUCGCGUGGCAUAAGUAUUUCCCAGUACUAUGAUUAUCGUUAUCCGGUCGCAGUUAAUUUUGCCCGCAUCGGUUCUGAUAUUUUGGAAGCACUGAUUUCAGCGAUUUCGAUCUUCGUCGAGCAAUACAAAGCGGAGCAUGACAUUGAUUAUUUGGAUUUAUUUCAAAUGAACGAGAACUGCUUAAGCAGCGAAGAUUUCGAUAACGAUAUCGUCCGUGAAUUGUCGGUGGAUGCUUGGAGCAAUUUCUAUACUACUUUAAGUGCUGCCAGAGUUGCUGCCAAAGCUUUGAGUUCUUUCAUAACAGCAAUUGACAGCUCCAGUCCGAUAAUAGGGGCUUCCUACGAUCAAGCCACCACUUAUCAAAGUUUAAGAUUAGUAGAGCGUUUGCGCUUGCCAGGCUUGCGAUCGUAUAACGAAAAUGAACUUUUCACGUUAGCGUACAUGCAGAAACAUUGCAGUAUACCCAUAGCAGAUAAAGAUUAUGCUAGAAUUAAACCAUAUGUUGAACGAAAACUACCAGAAUCUUAUAUUUUCAAUGUUACAUGGAAACAUAUACAGUUUUUACCGUUAUCUUCCAGAUGCUCAGUACCACGUACACGCUGCCCUCACUUCCUAUAACCAUAUCAUAUGUGAAUCCCUUUCAUUAGAUAUUUUAAAAAAAGAUUCAUUCGCAAAAAUCGCUCUGUUAGAUCUGCUUUCUGUCCUUGGCACAUCACUUUUUAAAAAAGUUUUUUAUGUGAAUUUUUUAUUAUAAUAUAUGUUUCCAUAUUGUUAACUAUUCCGUACUUUUUAAAUAUGUAUUUUUUUUUUUUUUUUUUAGUUAUUAGAUGCUUUACUUUAAAUAAUUUAUUUUGUAGUAUUUAAAUUACAAAGAACCGAAGAAGAUAUUUGUAUAAGAGUAAUAAAAGAAAAAGUUAUUUCUGAACUUAGUAAUA